UUUCGCCAAUUCGCGUUAUCUUUUCGGAGGCAGUCUUGAAAGAAAACGAGACGAGGAAGCAAGCACAAGAAGAGGCGGCUGUCGCUGUGCUGCGACGAAACCGUUGAUUGAUUAUUUGUGUGCUUCAUCAGUCCAUAUCUCAGUUGCAGUCUCCCAUUUCACCUUCACCGGCGCCGGUCACUGCUCGGAAAAUGGGAAGGAGCCUAUCUCUACCUUCCAACCGUUUGUGUAAAUGCGGCUUUCAGUAGUAUUUAGCUACAGUCGUUGAGAUUGGACGGACGGACGGAAGGCCGGCCGGCUCAAUUUCAGCUAUCAGCGUUACAUCUUUGUCUGAAUGAGCUCUCAUCAAUGCCUUCAUUAGAUAUUCCUACUGCUCAGACUUCGUUGAACAACCAUCUGCCACCUCUGGCUCCGAGGGCCCGGCUUCUUCCUCGUUGUCAGGCCUUUUCAUCCCCAUUCAUUCCUGCUGUUGAUGAUGCGAGACUGCUCUCCGUCUGGCAAUCUUUCCUCCCGCUCCCGCCUCUAAGGGUGCACCACGCUUAUCAGCCACAUAAGUUUCUCAUCAAGGCAGUUGCGGCAACCCUCGAACCAAAGGGACUGGUCUCGAGGGAACCGGGAGAUGGGGAUCGAGCUCAAUGUGACACUCAUCUCGACUUCACUUCAGGGCUUUCCACAUCUUUUGAUGACUCUGAAACUGCAGAUUUGGAUGAGAGAGAGAGGCUGAGACGAAUGAGGAUCUCUAAAGCUAAUAAAGGAAAUGUACCUUGGAACAAGGGCAGGAAGCACAGUCCAGAAACCCUUCAACGCAUCAGGGAGAGAACGAAGAUUGCAAUGCAGAAUCCUAAGGUGAUGUCAUUUGUUGUUACAGUUCCUGAUAGAAACUCUUUUAUGCAGAUAAAAAUGAAGCUUGCAAGCCUUGGACAUGCUCAGAGCAAAGAGACAAGACUGAAAAUUGGCCAAGGAGUGCGAAUGGGAUGGGAAAAGCGUCGUGACAAGCUAAUGGUGCAAGAAACUUGUUAUUUUGAGUGGCAGAACUUGAUUGCAUCAUCUUCAAGGAUUGGCUGUGUUGACGAGGAAGAGCUGGAAUGGAAUUCUUACAGUAUCUUGAGUAAACAGCUUGAAACUGAAUGGGUAGAGAGUAUUGAAAAGCGGAGAGCAACUCCUAGGACAAAAGGCAACAAGAGGGCACCAAAAUCCCUGGAGCAAAGAAGAAAGAUUGCAGAAGCCAUUGCUGCCAAAUGGGCUGAUCCUGCAUACCGAGAUCGAGUUCGCUCUGGCCUGGCUAAAUAUCAUGGUGUUGCGGAAGGAACCGUGAGAAAGCCAAGGCGAAAGCCAGUUGGCAGCAGACCAUCAACCAAGAGGGACAGUUCAAAAAAGAAAGCCAGUGAAACAAGCAGUUCUUGUGGAAGUGAUGCCACGAGCUCUACACAGGUCAUGAAACAGCGGAACAGUACAACCCCUUCUUACAAGGAUCCUUUAGCCAGGUCCAAGUUGAAGAUGAUAAUGAACAUCAGGGCACAAAGAGCCGCCGUGGAAACUAAAAAAACUGAAGCCAUUGAAAGAGCAUGGUUAUUAAUUGCUCAAGCUGAGAAGGCAGCUAAGGUCCUUGAGGUUGCUGCAGCAGAAAGCCCGAUUGCACGAGCUUCUCUGGUAGAGUCUAGAAAGCUUAUAGCAGAAGCAAUUCAAUCCAUUGAGUGUGUUGAUCGAGGGGAUGUUGAUCUUGCAACAACCGAACUGUCCGAUGAGGGGAAGGAAGUUGAUGAUGCUGGUGGGUUGCCAGGCUCUACCAGACCAGUGUUCGUAAAUGGGGGAACGAAAACAGCUUCUGCAACGUGUGCUGAAGAUGGGGAAUUGAUCAACUCGAGUAGACUGGAGUUCCAUGGUAAGUAUUGCAGCCCGCAUCAGGUGUUCGAUUUGGCGAGUCUCGUCGAGACACCAGAGGACCACUGCCAGCGUGAAGUGAACGGGAAUCUCAAAUCUGCAACGAGUGUCCGGCCUAAUGGUUCCAAAGUCGAGCUGCACGAGAGUGAGGAGAAACCUUUAGAUUUGGUGGCCGGGGUGACUGCGAAGAGAUGGGUUCGCGGAAGACUUGUUGAAAUGGUACCAGGAGGUCGAAUGUAGUAGUAGUAGUAGUCGUUGGAAGAGUUUAUUAUCUGAUUAGAGUUUGGCCUGAAUCUGAUUAGAGUUUGGCCUGCUUGUUGCCGUCGAAGAACAGAUUCACUGAAUUCGUAGAUUUUAUAGAAAAUGUUUUCUUUGUUGUUUUUUUAUUCUAUAUCUUGAUUCGUAUUUUUUUUCUCCUAGUUUUUUUUUCGUUCCUUUUAUUUAUUUAUCACAUGAAAUAUAUUUAUCAACAAAGUUUUU
Molecule: messenger RNA, 2361 nt
Organism: Linum tenue
Lineage: Eukaryota; Viridiplantae; Streptophyta; Magnoliopsida; Malpighiales; Linaceae
Source: the annotation of a GenBank genome assembly